Messenger RNA from Piliocolobus tephrosceles (Ugandan red Colobus), 6382 nucleotides. RefSeq names its product leucine rich repeat containing 7 (gene LRRC7). Gene Ontology annotation, molecular function: protein kinase binding. The transcript has 27 exons. Gene Ontology annotation, biological process: embryo development; establishment or maintenance of epithelial cell apical/basal polarity; positive regulation of neuron projection development. The coding region runs from base 1 to 4785 and encodes 1594 amino acids. The record is from RefSeq and is a predicted model, not a curated record. Gene Ontology annotation, cellular component: postsynaptic membrane; basolateral plasma membrane; postsynaptic density. Lineage: Eukaryota; Metazoa; Chordata; Mammalia; Primates; Cercopithecidae.
AUGCAGGACGUGUUUCGGAUUCGACGUGGAAAGAGGGAGGGAAGCACAUUAGCAUUAAGGAUGGAGAACCUAAUAAGGGGAAGGAACCCCCCACAAUACCAGAGAAGUCCUUGUAAAGAAGUUCGUGCAGCACUUCGGAAAAGGCCUGAAGAGGAGUUGCAGUGCCUGGAGAUGACCACCAAACGGAAAAUCAUCGGCCGUCUGGUGCCGUGCCGAUGUUUCCGAGGUGAAGAAGAAAUCAUCUCAGUUUUAGAUUACUCCCACUGCAGUCUUCAGCAGGUGCCAAAGGAGGUCUUUAACUUCGAACGAACAUUAGAGGAGCUUUACCUAGAUGCCAAUCAAAUUGAAGAACUACCCAAGCAAUUGUUCAACUGUCAAGCUCUACGAAAACUAAGUAUUCCUGAUAAUGACCUUUCAAACCUGCCAACCACUAUUGCUAGUUUAGUUAAUCUUAAAGAACUCGACAUCAGUAAAAAUGGUGUACAAGAAUUUCCAGAAAACAUAAAGUGCUGUAAGUGUUUAACAAUUAUUGAAGCCAGUGUCAAUCCCAUUUCUAAACUCCCUGAUGGCUUCACACAGCUCCUAAACCUGACCCAGCUCUACCUGAAUGACGCCUUUCUUGAAUUUCUUCCAGCCAAUUUUGGAAGACUUGUCAAAUUGCGGAUCUUGGAGUUAAGAGAAAAUCACUUGAAAACUCUACCAAAGUCAAUGCACAAACUGGCCCAGUUGGAAAGACUUGACCUAGGCAAUAAUGAAUUCGGUGAGCUGCCUGAAGUUCUGGAUCAAAUACAAAAUUUGAGGGAGUUAUGGAUGGAUAAUAAUGCAUUACAAGUGUUACCUGGGUCUAUAGGGAAGUUAAAGAUGUUGGUAUACCUGGAUAUGUCAAAAAACAGAAUAGAAACAGUUGACAUGGACAUUUCUGGAUGUGAAGCCCUUGAGGACCUCUUACUGUCAUCCAAUAUGUUGCAACAAUUGCCUGACUCUAUAGGACUUUUGAAAAAACUAACUACUCUAAAAGUAGAUGACAAUCAACUUACAAUGCUACCCAAUACAAUCGGAAAUUUAUCUUUAUUAGAAGAAUUUGACUGUAGCUGUAAUGAACUGGAGUCACUACCUUCUACUAUUGGCUACCUUCAUAGUCUUCGGACAUUAGCAGUUGAUGAAAAUUUCCUUCCAGAAUUACCCAGAGAAAUUGGAAGUUGUAAGAAUGUAACAGUCAUGUCUCUACGCUCCAACAAAUUAGAAUUUCUUCCUGAAGAGAUUGGACAGAUGCAGAAACUAAGAGUCUUAAAUUUGAGUGACAACAGAUUGAAGAAUUUACCAUUCUCAUUUACCAAACUUAAAGAGCUUGCAGCUUUGUGGCUUUCUGACAAUCAGUCCAAAGCCCUUAUCCCUUUACAAACAGAAGCCCAUCCAGAAACAAAGCAAAGAGUAUUGACUAACUACAUGUUUCCCCAGCAGCCUCGUGGUGAUGAAGAUUUCCAGUCAGACAGUGACAGCUUUAACCCUACACUGUGGGAAGAGCAGAGACAACAACGCAUGACUGUUGCCUUUGAAUUUGAAGACAAAAAAGAAGAUGAUGAAAAUGCCGGGAAAGUUAAGGAUCUCUCCUGCCAAGCCCCCUGGGAAAGGGGCCAGCGUGGGAUUACUCUCCAACCUGCCAGACUGUCUGGCGAUUGCUGCACACCAUGGGCCAGGUGUGAUCAGCAGAUCCAAGAUAUGCCCGUCCCCCAGAAUGACCCACAGCUGGCAUGGGGUUGUAUAAGUGGCCUCCAGCAGGACAGGAGCAUGUGUACUCCAUUGCCAGUUGCAGCACAAUCCACCACUCUUCCCUCUCUAAGUGGCAGACAGGUUGAAAUAAACCUAAAACGAUAUCCAACUCCUUACCCAGAGGAUUUAAAGAAUAUGGUAAAAUCUGUUCAAAAUUUGGUGGGUAAGCCAAGCCAUGGAGUGCGUGUUGAGAAUUCAAAUCCAACUGCUAACACGGAGCAAACUGUGAAAGAAAAAUAUGAACACAAGUGGCCGGUAGCCCCAAAGGAGAUUACAGUGGAGGAUUCUUUUGUUCAUCCAGCUAAUGAAAUGAGGAUUGGGGAACUUCACCCUUCAUUAGCUGAGACCCCUCUGUACCCACCCAAACUUGUUCUGCUAGGGAAGGACAAAAAAGAAUCAACUGAUGAGUCUGAAGUUGACAAAACUCACUGUCUGAAUAACAGUGUUUCCUCAGGCACUUACUCAGACUACUCGCCUUCCCAGGCUUCCUCAGGAUCCUCUAAUACCCGGGUUAAAGUGGGGUCCUUGCAGACAACAGCUAAAGAUGCAGUACAUAAUUCUUUGUGGGGUAACAGGAUUGCACCAUCUUUCCCACAGCCUCUUGAUUCAAAGCCAUUACUCAGCCAGCGGGAGGCUGUUCCCCCAGGCAGUAUACCACAGCGUCCUGACCGGCUGCCCAUGAGUGAUACUUUCACUGACAACUGGACUGAUGGCUCACAUUAUGACAACACAGGGUUUGUUGCUGAGGAAACCACAGCCGAGAAUGCCAACAGUAAUCCUCUCUUAAGUUCGAAAUCUAGAAGCACAUCUUCGCACGGACGCAGGCCUUUGAUCAGGCAAGACAGGAUUGUUGGUGUUCCCCUGGAACUUGAGCAGUCUACACACAGACACACACCAGAAACAGAAGUGCCUCCUUCCAAUCCUUGGCAGAAUUGGACCAGAACCCCUAGUCCGUUUGAAGACAGGACCGCUUUUCCUUCCAAAUUAGAGACAACCCCUACUACCAGCCCAUUGCCUGAGAGGAAAGAACAUAUAAAGGAAUCUACUGAAAUACCUAGUCCUUUUUCUCCAGGCGUACCAUGGGAGUAUCAUGAUUCCAAUCCCAACAGGAGUCUUAGUAAUGUCUUUUCUCAAAUCCACUGCCGCCCAGAAUCUUCUAAAGGUGUUAUUUCAAUUAGCAAAAGCACAGAGAGGCUUUCCCCUCUAAUGAAAGAUAUCAAGUCUAAUAAAUUCAAAAAGUCACAGAGUAUCGAUGAGAUUGACAUUGGUACAUAUAAGGUGUAUAACAUACCAUUAGAAAACUAUGCUUCUGGGAGUGAUCACUUAGGAAGCCACGAACGACCAGAUAAGAUGCUGGGACCAGAGCAUGGUAUGUCCAGUAUGUCUCGAAGCCAGUCAGUCCCAAUGCUGGAUGACGAGAUGCUCACCUACGGAAGUAGUAAAGGGCCACAACAACAAAAAGCUUCUAUGACAAAAAAAGUCUAUCAGUUUGACCAAAGCUUCAAUCCUCAAGGAUCAGUGGAAGUGAAAGCCGAAAAGAGGAUACCACCCCCUUUUCAACACAAUCCCGAGUACAUGCAACAAGCCAGCAAAAACAUCGCCAAGGAUUUGAUUAGUCCUAGAGCUUACAGAGGAUACCCACCAAUGGAGCAAAUGUUUUCAUUUUCUCAGCCAUCUGUGAAUGAGGAUGCUGUGGUGAAUGCCCAGUUCGCAAGUCAAGGGGCCAGGGCAGGCUUCCUGAGAAGGGCCGACUCCCUGGUGAGCGCCACAGAAAUGGCCAUGUUUAGAAGGGUCAAUGAGCCUCACGAGCUGCCCCCAACUGAUAGGUAUGGCAGACCUCCAUAUAGGGGAGGGCUGGAUCGCCAAAGCAGCGUUACAGUGACUGAGUCCCAGUUCCUGAAAAGGAAUGGCAGGUAUGAAGAUGAACACCCUUCAUAUCAAGAAGUGAAAGCUCAGGCGGGAAGUUUUCCGGUUAAAAACCUUACCCAAAGGAGGCCAUUGUCUGCGAGAAGCUACAGUACAGAGAGUUAUGGUGCCUCCCAAACCAGGCCAGUUUCAGCUAGGCCUACUAUGGCAGCUCUUUUGGAAAAAAUACCAUCUGACUAUAACUUGGGUAACUAUGGUGACAAGCCAUCAGAUAACAGUGAUUUAAAGACGAGGCCUACUCCUGUGAAGGGAGAGGAGAGCUGUGGUAAAAUGCCUGCAGACUGGAGACAACAGCUGCUUAGACAUAUAGAAGCUAGACGGUUAGACAGGAAUGCUGCUUACAAACACAAUACAGUUAACCUUGGCAUGCUGCCCUAUGGAGGUAUUUCAGCAAUGCAUGCAGGCAGAAGCAUGACUUUAAACUUGCAGACUAAGUCUAAAUUUGAUCAUCAAGAACUACCUCUUCAGAAAACCCCGUCCCAGCAAAGCAACAUUUUAGACAAUGGACAAGAAGAUGUAUCUCCUAGUGGCCAAUGGAAUCCUUAUCCACUUGGGAGGCGGGAUGUACCUCCAGACACCAUUACUAAAAAGGCAGGCAGCCAUAUCCAGACGUUGAUGGGGUCCCAAAGCCUUCAGCAUCGCAGCCGGGAGCAGCAGCCAUAUGAAGGAAAUAUAAACAAAGUGACCAUCCAGCAAUUUCAGUCACCAUUGCCUAUUCAGAUCCCCUCUUCACAGGCCACUCGGGGACCUCAACCUGGACGGUGCUUAAUUCAAACGAAAGGGCAAAGGAGUAUGGAUGGAUAUCCAGAGCAGUUUUGUGUGAGAAUAGAAAAGAAUCCUGGCCUUGGAUUUAGUAUCAGUGGUGGAAUUAGUGGACAAGGAAAUCCAUUCAAACCUUCUGACAAGGGUAUCUUUGUUACUAGGGUUCAGCCUGAUGGGCCAGCAUCAAACCUACUGCAGCCUGGUGAUAAGAUCCUUCAGGCAAAUGGACACAGUUUUGUACAUAUGGAACAUGAAAAAGCUGUAUUACUACUGAAGAGUUUCCAGAACACAGUAGACCUAGUUAUUCAACGUGAGCUUACUGUCUAAAUAUUUUUUAUAAAUAGUGAAGAUACGUCUAGCCAGACCUAAUGUUCAAAAAUAAAUUUAUACAUAGAAACAAAUUUUGCCAAUUGCUGGACCAAUGGCAAACAUUAGUGCCAAAUGUAUAAUACUAUAUGUUAGCACUGACCAUCCUUAAAAAUGUUAACUCUAUAAAUAUGAUGUUCAUGUGGUUAUGUAUUAGUUUUAAUUGUCAGCCUCUGGCUGUGCAUUGGUGCAGUUUUGUUUCUGUUUUUGUUUUUGUUUUUAAUCAAAUAAGUUUCUUCUCAAAGUGGAUUUCAUAUAAUUUCGGAGCACGGAAGCACACACAAGCUCUUUAUGAAUUCUGCUCUCCAUCAGAAACACUGCCUCAAAGUUGUAUAUGCCUUUAUAUAGAAACUACAAAUAUAAAGAAUUGUAAUUCCCAUAAAAUAUUUCUAGCACAAGGUAUAUGUUGGCAUAUAUACAAAAAGAAUAUAGAGAAAAACAAUAUUUUCAUAAACUAAACGUCUCGGAUAGAGAAAAAAUAUAUCUUAAAAUAAGACUUUACUAUAUUGAAUCUUUUUCAAUAAAAAUUACAUGAUAAUGCCUUAUGAAAGUAACUGUACAUAUGGUAUAAAGUGUUUAUAUUUGGUUCCAUAUUCAUUUGCUAAAUUCUCAUGACACAGAGUGAAAUAUUUCAUAAAUUAGCCAUUUAUCUCUGGGACCCGAAUAAAAAUAGGAUGAACUAAUUUGUUCAAUGCCUUUAGCUAAUUACAAUACAUGCAGAGUUUAGAAACAGACUAACGGUCAUUGUAGUUAAGUCUUUUUCACCACAAAUUUAAGCAGUGGAUGAUGGGUGGCAGGAAAGGUAUUGCUUUAUUUCUUUCAAGUUCCUGUUGAUUAUAAACUGUAGCCCCUGUGAUUUCUUUACUUGUAAAUGUAGAAUUUAUUUGUGUGUUGCUUAAUCUAAUUUGCUACUUUUUAAAUUAUUUAAAAUGAGUUUUGGAAAUUGAUAAAAUUUAUCAUUACGAAAGACUGCUGUUAGAAAGUUAUGGUGGGUGAUUUUAAAUCCUUGGUAUUUAAAUAUGAAACUUCAAAUAUAAUUUCUCAGAGCUGUGGUCUACCUGUAUCAUUAAUUUCAAUGACUGAUUUUCUAGGCAGAAAUAGAUAAAAUACUUUUUUUUUCCAAAAACAGUUUCAAGGUAUGUACAAUCCUGAAUGCUUUCUCACCAGAGAGAAAGACAAGCAUGGUUAAUGUAGAAUUACUUACUUUUCUAUUGAAACCAUUUUCCUGUAUAAAUGAUCAAAAUUUAUUUUAUAAUCCUUCAAAAUAUUUGUCUUUCAUAUUAGUCAUUAAUUUAAUUACAAUAUUAAUUUGAAAUUCUAGGAUAAUUUCUCAGAGUUGGUUGCAUGCAUUCUCUUUCAUAAUUUUACAUAGUUCUUUUGUUAUAUAAUGAAUUUACAUGCUAGUGUUUCAAGUAUUGUAUGAGGAUUUUCACAGUAGUAUCACUGAUUGAUGUCACCAAAGCUCUGAGAAUAAUAUUUGUAAGUUAACUGUUUUAUGGGGACAUUGAAAAUAUUGUAUUUUUGUAGGGUCUAUUAAAAUGAGUGUCACUUAUUAGAA